AUGAGCAAUUCUAUCGACUCCUCUGUUUCCUCUGCCGAUUUCCUCUGCUCGGCUCCCCAAAUACCCCGUAUAAAUAUGGCGCGCCACUCCCGCCACUCGCCGCACACAAGAAUAUCAUCAGCACGCAGCUCUCGCACGGAGCAGAUCAAGCAAGCUCUCACUCAAUCGUUUCUUGUUGAAAUCAUUCCGAGUUCAUUAAUGAGCAGUUGCUUUGAGGCGUCAGCAAUGAGCGACCUGAUUCCAGGGUUGCCGGAGGAGGUGGCGAGGGAGUGCCUCAUCCGGGUGGGCUUCGACCAGCUGCCGGCGGUGCGCCGCAUCUCGCGGCAGUGGAAGGAGGAGGUCGAGUCGCCGGACUACGGCCGCCUGCGCCGCGCGGAGGGGCUGGCGCGCCCGGUGGUCGCCAUGGUCCAGGCGCAGCCUGAGCACGUCGAGCCGGGCCCGGCGCAGAAGCACGCGUCGGCGUCGGCGGCCAACGGCGGAUCCGCGAACAACUACAGGAUGGUUCUGCUGGACCCCGUGGAGGGGCGGUGGGCUCCGCUCCCAGUGCUGCCCGGCACGACCGGGAGCCUGCCCCUGUUCUGCCAGGUGGCUGCGGUGGACGGCGCGCAGGGGAGGAAGCGGCUGGUGGUCGUCGGCGGGUGGGACCCGGAGUCGUGGGCGCCGACCGACUCGGUGUACGUGUACGACUUCUUGACAGGCGCGUGGCGGCGCGGGGCGCCCAUGCCGGGCCCGCGCCGGUCCUUCUUCGCCACCGCGGCCGUCCGCGGGGUCGUGUACGUCGCCGGCGGGCACGACGAGGAGAAGAACGCGCUCCGGUCGGCGCUGGCAUACGACCCGGACGCCGACGCGUGGGCCGCGCUCCCGGACAUGGCAGAGGAGCGCGACGAGCCGCGCGGGCUCUGCGUCGGCGGCAGGUUCCUGGUCGUCGGCGGGUACCCGACGCAGGCGCAGGGGCGGUUCGCUGGCUCCGCCGAGGCCUUCGACCCGGCGACGGCGGCCUGGGCCACCGUCCAGGAGAGCCUGCUAGAGGACGGAACGUGCCCGAGAACCUGCUGCGUGGCGCCGGGAGCGGAGCGCAUGUACAUGCUUCGCGACGGGAACCUCGUGGCUCGCGACGCCGGUGCCUCGGCGGGCUGGCGCACGGUGGCGUCCGUGCCGGAGGACGCCCGUACCGCCUCGACAGUCUCCGCCAUCCCCGGCGGACGCGUCGUGGUGAUCGGCUCAGGCUGCCACGGAGGCGACCAGACCGUGUACAUGCUGCGCGACGAGGCCGGCAAGGCCGCGUCCUGGGCACGCGCCCCCGCACCGCCGGAGUUCUCUGGGCACGUGCAGGCUGCAUGCCUCCUAGAGAUCUGA
This is a messenger RNA of Triticum turgidum subsp. durum (durum wheat), 1356 nucleotides long. The record is from the annotation of a GenBank genome assembly. Lineage: Eukaryota; Viridiplantae; Streptophyta; Magnoliopsida; Poales; Poaceae.